This is a messenger RNA of Acanthoscelides obtectus, 228 nucleotides long. The record is from the annotation of a GenBank genome assembly. NCBI's taxonomy places the organism in Eukaryota, Metazoa, Arthropoda, Insecta, Coleoptera, Chrysomelidae.
AUGUGUGCCGCGGCUCUCUAUGUCUUGAAAGUGAAAAACAUCGUUUACGGCUGUCAAAAUGAUAGGUUUGGUGGCUCAACGGUACUUGACGUAGCCGCGGUGCUGCGACCAGUGACGAUCAUGAAAGGGGGGUACAAGGGCGAGGAGGCUAUGGGUUUGCUGAAGGAGUUCUACAAAGGAACUAAUCCCAGUGCGCCACCGUCAAAGGUUAAAGUGAAGCACAACUGA